GCCCGAGGAGGGCUCCGAAGCGUGGGGCACAACGGAGCGGCGCAUCCCGCUACCCGGGACGGGGAAGUGACGUCCCGCGCUCGCCCGGCCUGCCCCGGAAGUGCAGGCGCUGCCCGGAACCCGCGCUUGGCCGCCGCAGCCAUGUAGGUCCCGUUACCGUUACCGGAGCGGCCAUGGAGGGCGCCGAGGACAGCGGCAGCGCAGCCCCCCCCCAGCCGAACCUCACCCCCCGGCACCGGCAGCUCAUCCCCACGCCCUGUGGCCCAAUAAAGCCUUGUUCAGAGCUCUCAUUUCCUGUGAAGAUCUACUUCUGUGUCACUAUCUUGUCUCUGCUGAGUGUCAUAGGGCUAACCAUAGAGACGCUUGUUCGACAGACUGAGGAAGAUUUCACCAUUUCUCUUAUUCAGUUAAUUGGAGUUGUGUUCUGUGUAUACUAUGUGACUAGAGGAAUCCUGCAGGAGAAUCGCCAGGAGCUCAUCGUCUUUGUUCUUUCCAUCCUGCUAGUGAUGUUUCGGUCCAUUGUCAACUUCACAGUUCUCUCUGCUGAGCAAAAGCCAAAACUCCUGGCCCGCUUCAUUCUGAUCCUCCUGGUUGGCUCCUUUGAUGUGAUCUGUGCCAUCAUCCUCAUCCAGAGUCAAAGCAUGAUGGCCUUUCGAGUAGGGGGUGCUCUAGAAAGCCUACAGUCACAAUACUUCAUGAUGAACCUCUGCUUUUCUAUGUUGACCUUUGAUCUUCAGGCACAGCUCUGCUUGUGUGUUCUUCUGAUAAGCCUGCAUGAGAUCACCCUUCUACAUAACAUCAUCUCAGCAACAGGGGUUCUUUGGGCCUGCCUGAAGGUGUCCAUCAGCAUCAUCGCAAUUUUAAAAGAACUGAAGCCUCUAGUGUGGAUUUUUCUGACUCAGAACAUACCUGAAGUAGCUUUUCUCAUCUACCUGCUUUACACGGUGAUAAGAGAAUGGGGCAAAGGGAAUUCAUACACCCUAGAAGCUGCUUUCAUUAUCGGCUCUUUCAUUUCUGUUGCAAUAAAAUCCGUUUUGUUUUGGGCACUGGUUCAUGUCUACCGCAGCUUUGGGCAGGGGCUGAGAGAAAGAAUGUUUUCUUCCUAUGGAAGGAUCGACUCCUGAGCAUCCCCCUUGUGUCCUAUCUGCAGCUCUUACAGAGUGAAAUCACAGGGGAAGGUCUGAUCGAGUACUUGCAUUUGGAAUGUAAGACAAUGGGUCUCUUUCACAGAGAUAGAGGAAGUUGCUCAGAAAAAUGUCUAUACAUUUCUUGGUUCAUAUUGUGCUAUGGAACUUUAACAGUGCAGCUGGUAACUUAGUUUAAAAAGCAAAGUGCUCUCGGGAAAUUAACACUAAUCCUCUCAAUUCAGCGAGUUCUGCUGACAGGACAAUGCAUCUUUCACUCCUUGUUUUCCUGACGUUGCUUUGUAACCACAGGAGGUUCACAACAUGCAUGUGAGUAGAGACUGAUGUUAAUAUAAAUGCUGUUUUCUGGAUAUACACAAACAUAAUGAAAAUAAUUUGCACACCAUCUAACAGACCUGAGUCUGGAAGUGGAUCGUCCUACCAUCAUUUCUUACCUCAGAUCUGUUGCUGAGCAGAAGUCAAGCCCCAAAGCUGCUUUGGUGGCAGCUGUAUUCCCUGACUCCACAGCUGCGUGAUGGCUUAACCCCAACAGAAUGGCUGGGGCUCUUCUUCCUCAUCUGACUUCAGAAUACUUAUUUUUCUUAAAUACCAGUUACACCUGAAAACUACCCAAUGUAAUCUCAUGCCUCCCUAUAGUGUAUCUAACCAAUGUGCCAUUUCGUUCACCACUGUGACUGUUAAAAUAAGCCUUUAAUAUUGUAAUUUAAAAGUUUGGUAUUUUAUUCAUUUGAACCUUUAGCUACUUACUGGCUGUCUAUUUUUUAAUAAAGUAUAAGCACAGUU
This is a messenger RNA of Pezoporus flaviventris, 1928 nucleotides long. RefSeq lists its product as uncharacterized. The record is from RefSeq and is a predicted model, not a curated record. The transcript is spliced from 9 exons. Lineage: Eukaryota; Metazoa; Chordata; Aves; Psittaciformes; Psittacidae. The coding region runs from base 174 to 1124 and encodes 316 amino acids.